AAACAAGAGAAGACCUUGUUAUCCACUUCCGCUUUCGUCAAUUCCUCUCAGACGUUCCGGAAGUCCGGAGAUGGGAACCAUCUGUUCCACCACCAGCCUCUUUACUGCGCUGUAAACGCUGGGCGGAGCUUGAAUAUUAAUCAUUUUACUGUGUCUGCCGAGCUACCACCGCCACAACACUGCUGCAUUAUGAAAACAUGCGCAUGUGACCGACACUCGUCUUUAUCCACGGGCAAGAAAAAGGUGCUGUAACCACAGGGCAAAGAUAAGGGAUGGAGAUCAAGGAAGAAAGGAUGCCGCCCUCUUCCCUCAUCCCUCUGCAUCUCCUGCCGCCGGCGCAGUGACGAAGAAACUGAGAAUGGCUCAAUCUGUGAGGCGACCAGAGGCUUUAGGAGCCAUGAACCUUGAGUCACAGAGGAACAAGUCCAGGACCAGCUAUUUCUGCAACGUGAAAAGCAGGCUGGGAUCCAAACUUCCUGCUGGCGUCUCCCAGCCUCCACAGUUCGCAAAGCCCCCCUGGAAAACAAUGCAGGAGGCCGCCGCGGACAGCCAGCUCCAGAACCAACCGGUCCUGACGCGGCCUCUCGACCACAUCCCCCACAUCAGAAACCCAAAGCUGCGGCAGUACUACCUGCAAGGGACUUCAUGGGACCUAAGCGGCACCGCAGGAGCAAAAGAGCCUGCAGGUGGACCGCCGGAUGACGGGAUGAGCCUCAGGGGAUUCCCGGAGAACACAGCGUUCAGUGUUGCAUUCCGGGUUAAUGGUGACGCGGCCCCGUCAGCAGAAGAGGUCAUGGGCCUCGCAGCUUCCCAGUCACAACACAACUCAUCCGCGACCUUCUUGACCUCAGAGCAGCUGAUCGCUAAGGGACUAACCAAAACCCCCAGAGAUGGAUCUCAGCCAGAACCGCACUCCGGACCUCUAGAGAACCCGGAGGCAGACGCCGACCACGACUGUUUUGUGACACUUACCGCCCAGCCUCAAUCGCCGUCGCCAGAGGCCGAUUAUGACAAACUUCUGGAUGUGGAGGCGGUGCCUCUGCCUGACGGACAGCUCUGCUUACUCGCCCUCCCCCCAGAGUUAUGUCAGGGGGAGGGCCCAGAGGCCAUGUCCUACCUGAAACUGUUCGGCCGCCACAUCACUGACAGGAAGGGUGUGGUUUCAGGUAUUCUGCUGGUGACCUCCAGCAAAAUCUUCUUCGACCCAUUUAAGAAGCAUCCUCUGGUGAAGGAGCACGGCUGUGAGGAAUACUUUCUAUCUUGCUCCAUUGACAAUCUGGCUUCUGUGUCCUUCUUCUCUGAUAUUUCGCACUUUCACUUCAACACCACCAAGCAGAGGAAAAAAGACAAGAAUGUUUUCCAGAGGCUGAAGAAGGUCAAAAAUCGAUUAGGAAGCGUCCCAAAACAAACCGUGGGGGAGUCCCCUCCUGCCUCGGCGUCUUCUCGUUCUCAUUUUGCUGAAAAGUUAGCCGAGGAACCUUUAGAGGUAGAGGAGGGCGAAAGCAGAGACAUGGCGGAGGUCGAACGGGAGCUGGAUGGCGCCACACCCGGGGAGCUGUCAGAGAAAUCCGUGGGUGGGUUGGCGGUCCUAAGCAGCGCUGCCUCCUUCUGCUGUGGAGGUCAAGAGGAGGCGGGUAAAGGCAGCACGGAGAGUCAAACUGCAGUUCCUCGGAGGUCAUCAGCCGGUACCUCAGGGAGGGUGAUGUUUGUGCGGCUGCGGGUUCAGCCGCCGGUGGAGAAGAAGAGUUCAGAAGGUCUGCUGCUGGGAGGAGUCAAAACCUCCACACGACGGGACUCCUGGCUCGCCUUAUCACAGGAAAGCUCCGACGAGCUGCACGCCUACCUGAAGCGCUGCCGGCCAGACUUGUGCAUCAUUGACGGAGAGGAGGAGGGAGAGGCGGACUACGACGAAGAGGGGUUUGUACUGAUCGAAGGCAGAGAGGAAGAUGAGGAGCAAGAGGAGGAAGCCAUGUUGCAGAGGCGCUGCAGCUCUGCUGAUGACUGGGAGAUGGUGCUGAAGAUGGAAGACAGUAAGGACAAGCAGAUCCUGGCCAGUGAGAAGGAGCCUGACGGACUGAGUUCAGUUGUGGAAAAAAGCCAAAUUUUAGAGGAAUCUCAUGUUAGAGAACUGAAUAAGGAGCUGCCACCCCGGACGGUCGGUCACUCGUGGCAGCUGACCUACAGCACGUCCCGUCACGGCGCCAGCCUCAAGUCCCUCUACAGAAAACUGGGAGCAGUCGACUCUCCUGCACUGAUAGUCAUCAAAGAUGCUCUUGAUGAGGUUUUUGGGGCCUUCCUGUCUCACCCACUGAGACCCAGUGAAACUUUCUACGGCACAGGAGAGACGUUUCUCUUCAUGCUGCACCCCCGCUAUAAGUGUUUCAAGUGGACUGGAGAAAACUCCUUUUUCAUCAAAGGAGACUUGGACUGCUUUGCUAUUGGUGGAGGCAGUGGUCACUUCGGGCUGUGGGUGGAUGAGAGCCUGUACGUGGGCCGCAGCAGCCCCUGCUACACCUUCAACAACUGCUGCCUGUCGGAAACGGACGACUUCCGCAUCAUGGAGCUGGAGGUGUGGACGUUCAGCUGAGCUCACCGGACGAUUCCGACUCACAGACUCUGUUACCACUGAUUAGCUUCAGUGAACACAGACUUUAUCACAAAACACUAAUCUGCAUAUUCCAUGACCAUGUAAAAAGUCCUUCAGAUUUAUUUAUGUUAUCACUUAGAGCUAAAGCAAAGAAGGUGGAUCUUGAAGUGAUCACUGUCUCAGAGUAGAUGGUUGCAACACUGGAGUCAUUCCUGUGGUUUCAGCAGCCGAAUCAGGUUCUUCAGAUGUAAAAAGAGCUAAUAUACUAUGACAAUAGAUCAUCCAAAUCUUUAUUUUGUAACAGAGCAGGUUACAAGUAUGCACUUUGCUAACUUAUUUCCUCAUGAAGACACAUUCUGUGCCUGUUCCGUUUGUGCAUGUUCUGAGUUUCAUGCUGUCAUUUCUUUUUAGUCUUAUUUUUAAAUCUGCAUUUCUGUACAGCCUGCUGUCUCAAUAGCCAUCCCCUCCUCCCUUUAACCACUAAUCAUAGACUUGUUUUUCAUUUUUAUUUUAAAAAUACUUUAAUAACCAUCAUGGUGGUGUGGAAACCAAGCUGUUUCCAAAUGAAGGUAAAAAAUAAAAAAAAGACUUUACAUUUACACAGUCUUGUCAUUCAGCUGCUGUACAUGCUCAUAUUCUAAUUAACUUUGCUUACAUUGUACAAAAUUGUGGCUUAGUUAAUAAAACUAGCACAAUAUAAAACUGAACUUCUGUGUGAUUGCUGCAAUAAACAUUAUAGACAUAUUUUGUUAAAAAAAAAACUGGAAAAAAUAACACACUUGAAAGGCUUUUUAUAUAAAAGUCACUUAACUUUGUAACAAACAUAUGUGAAACCACCAUCUCUAUAGACUUGUUUUACACUUUAAGACCCACUCCAAUCAUGUUUUGCUUUACUUAAAUGUAUUCUCCGUGGUUUUUAAUUCUGAUUCAGCCAAAAUCAAAAAGAAAACUGUCAUUUUCUAGUAAAUAGUUUCUGUAAAGCAGCAAGAGUUCCUUAGAAAUGUAUCUGAGGUGGUAGGACUGCUGGCACAGAGCAUCCCUGCUCCCCUUUCCCGUCUCCAAACUUGUUACUUGUCAGGUAUACAGUGGGGCAAAAAAGUAUUAAAUCAGCCCCCAACUGUGCAAAGUCUCCCCUUAAAAAGAUGAGACGCCUGUAAUUUUCAUUAUAGGUAUACCUCAACUAUGAGGGACAAAAUGAGAAAACAAAAAAAACAAACAGAAAAUCACGUCUGAUUUUUAAAUAAUUUAUUUGUAAAUUAUUAAGAAAAAUAAAUAUUUGGUCAACUACAAACAAACAAGAUUUCUGUCUCUUACAUACAUGUAACUUCUUCUGUAAGAGGAUCCUUUGUCCUCCACUCGUUACCUGUAUUAAUGACACCUGUCUGAACUCGUUACCUAUAUAAGACAACUGUCCACAACCUCAAACAGUCACACUUUAAACUCCACUGUGGCCAAAACCAAAGAGCUGUCUGAGGACACUAGAAACAAAAUUGUUGACCUGCACUUGGGUUUGGAAGACUGAAUCUGCAAUCAACUGUGUCUCUGCGCUAAUGUCCGUGUUGCCUAGCAACAGCCCCAAAAUGUGACUGCUCUAGAGGAGAUCUACAUGGAAGGAUGGACCAAAAAUACCAGCAACAGUUUGUGAAAAUCUUGUGAAGAUUUACAGAAAACUUUUGACUGCUGUCAUCGCAAACAAACGGUAUAUGACAAAGUAUUGAGUUGAACUUUUAUUGACUAAAUACUUAUUUUCCAUUAUAAUUUACAAAUUAUUUAAAAAAAAAGUGAUUUUCUGUAAUUUUCCUCUCAUUUGGUCUCUCAUAAUUGAGGUAAACCUAGGAUGAAAGUUACAGGCCUCUCAUCUUUUUAAGUGGGAGAACUUGCACAGUUAGUGGCUGAUUAAAUACUUUUUUUAACAUCACAAAUAAGCUCUUUAUCCAACUAAAUGUUUGUACCCCUGAUUCACAAUAACUUGAAUAAAAUACUCAAAGAGCUUCAUUUUAUUCAUAUUUGUCCUCCACCGUGAGAAAAAUGCCACAAGAAUGAGUUAAAAACACACAAAAAAAUGUGUUUUAUCAGAGUGGGUCUUUAGAAUGAGUUACAGAAAACAGAUGAGUGAGAAUAGUCUGUUACAUUGAAAUGUCAAGUAGAUCUCUUUAUUUACCCAGAAACACCAGCUGUUUGUCGACAUACACCCACCUGGUGGAUUCAUAUGUUAAACAGUGCUCUUUGGUAUGGUCACGCCUUUUGAAUUUCAUUUAUAAGCACAAAAAAA
Messenger RNA from Oryzias melastigma (Indian medaka), 4859 nucleotides. Its product is annotated as nuclear receptor coactivator 7. Gene Ontology annotation, cellular component: nucleus. The transcript is spliced from 15 exons. Bases 359 to 2587 code for a protein of 742 amino acids. Gene Ontology annotation, biological process: regulation of transcription by RNA polymerase II; response to oxidative stress. Lineage: Eukaryota; Metazoa; Chordata; Actinopteri; Beloniformes; Adrianichthyidae. The record is from RefSeq and is a predicted model, not a curated record.